Cygnus atratus (black swan) is the source of this 1524-nucleotide messenger RNA. It is a transcript of the gene SACK1F, whose product is annotated as family with sequence similarity 83 member F. The record is from RefSeq and is a predicted model, not a curated record. Lineage: Eukaryota; Metazoa; Chordata; Aves; Anseriformes; Anatidae.
AUGGCGGAGUCCCAGGUGGUCCUGCUGGACGAUUCGCACGUCAACGAGAAGGUGACGGAGGCCCAGGCCCGCUUCUACUACAGCGAGGAGCAACGCCGGGCCCUGGAGGUGCUGGUGACCCGAGGCGAGGCAGCCUACAGGGAAAACCUGAGGAAGGAGCAGCUCUGCGACUUCCUCUCCAGCCGGGAGCUGCAGGCGCUGAGGGGCAGCUGGCGGGGCUACGACGACCCCCGGGACAGCGGCAAGGUGUUGCGGGGCCCCGGCGGCGAAGCCCUCUCGCUGGCCUACUGGCCCGAGUGCUCGGACACGGAGGUGCCCCCACUGGACCUGGGCUGGACCGACAAAACCUUCUACCGGGGCAUCAGCCGGGUGGCUCUCUUCACGCAUCCCCGCAAGGAGGAGAACGCACCCCACGUGAAGGAGGUGGUGCGGGAGAUGAUCCAGCAGGCGCAGAAGAUUAUUGCAGUGGCCAUGGAUGUAUUUACAGACCGGGACAUCUUCCGCGAUAUUGUUGAUGCAGCAUAUAAGCGAUGGAUCCCAGUCUAUGUAAUUCUAGAUGAGGACGGUGUGAAGCUCUUCCUGGAAAUGUGCAGAUGCCUUGACCUCAGUGACUUGCAGAUCCGGAACAUCCGCAUACGUUCUGUGACAGGAGUUGGGUUCUACAUGCCAGCAGGGAAGAUCAGAGGCACACUGGCAUCCCGAUUCCUCAUGGUGGAUGGUGAAAAGGUGGCCACUGGAUCAUACAGCUUCACGUGGAGUUCAUCUCAUAUUGACAGAAAUAUCCUGCUAGUCCUGACAGGACAGCAUGUGGAGAUGUUUGACGUUGAGUUUCGUGAGCUCUAUGCCAUCUCCGAGGAAGUUAAUUUAUACAAGGAAUUGGGUAUUGCUAAUCCACACCUUCUGGGAACUGGGAAGCCAGGCUUUCAUUCCUCCACCGUGGCUCGGAAGAUCAUUAACCCCAAGUAUGGCUUAGUGGCAGGGGCAGCCCGUGGUGAUAUGAUGCUCUGGGCUUCACGACACAAGCAGGAUAAUCAGGGGAAUAUGGAAAAGGAAGAAACAAGUGAGUCAAAGAAACGAUUAAAUCAAUUUCUGAAUGACUUAGUCACAUUGGAUCAAGAGCUCCCAGAAAUUGAGCCACCUCUGGAGAACUUGAACAAGCUGAAUCGGAGCCCUCAGAAACUGUUCUCCCGACUCCACAUGGACCUGAAAAAUAAAUCAAAAUCCAGAGAGUCUAUUCGUGAUGUGAAGAAAGAAGAUGCACAGGCCAAUUCAAAGCAAGGAAAACGGUUUUCCAGUGGGCUUUUCAGUCGCAGGGCCAAACGAUCUCCAGGCUCAAGCAUUGAGGCAAAUUCUUUUGCCAGUGAAGGACAUUCAGGAGAAGACCUUGGGAACAUGAAACUGGAAUAUGAGCAGCUCAGCAUUAGCCACGCCAGUGUUCAGAGCGCUGACGGCAUCUCAGGUAACCCAGGUCCAAACUCCACUAUGAGCGAUAAAAACAAACAAUCUACCUGUGUGUUAUCUUGA